This is a messenger RNA of Clavispora lusitaniae ATCC 42720, 1230 nucleotides long. It is a transcript of the gene VCX1, whose product is annotated as Vcx1p. Gene Ontology annotation, molecular function: calcium:proton antiporter activity. NCBI's taxonomy places the organism in Eukaryota, Fungi, Ascomycota, Pichiomycetes, Serinales, Metschnikowiaceae. Gene Ontology annotation, biological process: calcium ion transmembrane transport; intracellular calcium ion homeostasis. Gene Ontology annotation, cellular component: fungal-type vacuole membrane. The record is from RefSeq and is a predicted model, not a curated record.
AUGUCCGAACUGAACCCACUUCUUGGCCAGACCCGUUCUGUGCCAUCUUUCCAGCGUUCGUUCUACAACGGUCUGAAAUUGACCUUGGCUCUGUCGCCUGUCAACUACCUUCUUGUUUUUGUUCCGCUCGGCUUAGCCGCCGGCAUUUUAGGAUGGAGCUCUAACGCGGUAUUUUGGAUCAACUUUUGUGCCAUUGUGCCCUUGGCGCUGCUUCUUGCGUUUGCUACUGAAGAGUUGGCUGAGCAUACUGGCCAAACCAUUGGUGGUUUAUUGAAUGCCACGUUUGGAAAUGCUGUCGAGCUCAUUGUGUCUGUGAUUGCUUUGAAAGACAACCAGGUCCGGAUUGUCCAGGCACUGAUGCUCGGCUCCAUCUUGUCGAACUUGUUGUUGGUCUUGGGUUGCUGUUUUCUUGCUGGUGGCUUCACUAGAGUCCAGCAAACUUUCAACCAGACAGUGGCUCAAACCAUGUCUUCUCUCAUGGCAUUGGCCACUGCUGGUCUUUUGAUUCCGGCUGCAUUCCACGCUUCGGUCACCAUCCCAAAGAAAGACGUCGGCUUUCCCGACCCUAACUCAGACUCAGACAGCAAGAUCUUGAGCUUGUCUCGUGGCGUAGCCAUCAUUUUGUUGAUUCUCUACGUUUUGUACUUGGUGUUCCAAUUGAAGACCCACCGUGCAUUGUUUGAAGAGCAGACCCAAGAAGCUGAUGAUGGAAUUAUUACCUCGACUAUUCCAGCAGAGAAUAAGGCCGAGGAACAGCACUUGUCUGUGUUGGGUUCUCUUUCUGUCUUGGUUCUUGCCACUGUUCUUGUUUCUUUCUGUGCCGAUUACUUGGUGGGUGCCAUUGACGAUAUUGUUGAGCUGUCUGGUUUGUCCAAGACUUUUAUUGGUUUGAUUGUGAUUCCGAUCGUCGGAAAUGCUGCUGAGCAUGCAACAGCCAUAAUUGUGGCCAUGAAAGAUAAAAUGGACUUGGCUAUUGGCGUGGCUGUGGGUUCCUCGUUGCAGAUUGCCAUUUUUGUCACUCCAUUCAUGGUUAUCAUUGGCUGGAUUAUUGACGUGCCUAUGUCGUUGUACUUUUCCACCUUUGAAACUGCUGUGAUGUUUGUGUCCGUUUUCAUCACCAACUUGGUGAUCCUUGAUGGUGAAUCUAACUGGUUGGAAGGUGCUAUGUUGUUGAGUACCUACUUGAUAGUGGCCUUGGCGUUCUUUUACUAUCCAGACAACCCAGUCUGA